This is a messenger RNA of Diabrotica virgifera virgifera (western corn rootworm), 12983 nucleotides long. RefSeq names its product growth/differentiation factor 8-like. The record is from RefSeq and is a predicted model, not a curated record. Gene Ontology annotation, cellular component: extracellular region. The coding region runs from base 365 to 1576 and encodes 403 amino acids. Gene Ontology annotation, biological process: SMAD protein signal transduction. Gene Ontology annotation, molecular function: cytokine activity; growth factor activity. Lineage: Eukaryota; Metazoa; Arthropoda; Insecta; Coleoptera; Chrysomelidae. The transcript has 3 exons.
AACACACAUCUUACAAAGCCCAGAGAAGGUGCGCGGCUAGUCACCGGCGAACACACACAUUAUUUUCAAAAUCCCCCAUGACUGAAGAAUCCUAGAGUGACAAAUUUUAAACGAAUUGUGAUGCCCUUGUGAUCUAACUUACGAAAUUUCAAAAAGUCGAAUGUGAUUAUUAUACUAAAGGCCCUUUUGGAAAUUUUCAGUAUUUUUUUUAGAAGAAAUGAGUGAUACAAAAGUGAAAUUGAAAGAUGUGAUAUCGCGUUUUGGUUUUUGAACUCUUUUUCGAAUUGUGAUCAAUUUUAAAUCCGGACUUUUGUGAUAAAUUUCGACUUCUUUGUGAUAUAUCUCGACUGACUAUUUUAACAAAAUGUUACUAAACACAAUUAAAAUUAAAUCGAACACUCUAGCCAAUUUUAGAAAAAUGUUCAACACAAGAACUAUUUUAACAUACUUCAUUCUAGUGUUACUGGUACCAUUUUCGAUAACGGAAAAACACAAUAGGCCAAAUAGUAUACAAAAACGGCGGAGUCCAGAACCUGACGAACCAAGGCACACUUCGGGCUGCCAUAGUUGUAGAAUGAGAGAAGAGAUCAAACAGAGAAACCUGAUGGUCAUCAAAGACGAGAUCCUCAGGCGGAUAGGCUUCGAGGAAGCGCCCAAUAUUACGGGAAAGGCUCUUCCUCAGGUUCCGUCCGAAUAUCUCAUGAGGAUAGAGGAGGAGAACGGAGGUAUGCAGAGCGAUCAGCCUCAAUUUCGGAGCGGCUAUACCGUGGUGGAAGAGGAGGAUGACUAUCAUGUGAGGACACAGCAGAUCAUCGCUUAUGCACAACCAUAUCCAAGACUGAGGCAUAAAGGCCGUGAUAUCUUACAUUUCUCAUUUAGUGACAGUAAUACCAAAUUUCAAGUGAGCAAUGCGUCUCUCUCAGUAUACAUCAAGGGGGCAGAUAGGCGGACGCCCCAAACCGUAGUCUUAGAGGUGUUUAAAAUUACCGACCAUUCCGAUCCCGCAGCCUUUCACAUGGUUUAUGCCAAGAAGUUCCUUCAACCAGACGGGAAAGGGGACUGGGUGAAGAUCGACUUCACGGAAACAGUUUCCGAGUGGUUUAAGGAUCCAGAUGGGAACCAUGGUUUUAUCGUGAACGCGACGUUAAAUGGCAAAAAAGCUUUGGUGACGGAUGCUACAUCUGACAAAGUCAAAAGAACACCUUUUGUUGAAAUUUCCACCGUAGAAGCCAAACAUCGAGUCCGUCGUAACAUCGGUCUCAAUUGUGACGACGAGUCCAACGAGACCAUCUGCUGUCGCUAUCCACUAAUGGUCGACUUUGAGGCCAUCGGCUUGGACUUCAUAAUCGCCCCCAAGCGUUACGACGCCUACAUGUGCUCAGGGGAAUGUCCUUAUGUAACGCUGCAGAGGUACGCUCACACGCAUCUAAAGCAAAUCGCGAAACCUGUGAGUUUACCUCCUUGUUGCACACCGAGGAAGCUAGGCAGUAUUUCCAUGUUGUACUUCGACCAGCAUCUUAACGUGGUGUACGGUUCUCUACCAGGGAUGGUAGUGGAGAGGUGUGGUUGUAUGUAAUAGUGCUGUGAAAAUAAUUUUACGAAAAGUUUAUGAAAAAGCUGCGUUUUUGGUUAAUUAUUUUAUGUUUGACUUUGGUAAACUAUUAAACUGAAAUUUUAUUUGACAAGUUACAACAAAUUGUAAAUAUUGAGUGAUAAAUAGUGAUAAAUAUAAAGAGUUUACAUCGUCCAAAUGAAUGAAGUUUAAGCAGAAAGUUGCAUUGUGCGAAAAAAAAUUACUGGAAAGAAGAACAUUUUAGCUAACAAUAAAACACUGAAAACGUUUGUUUUCUAUACUUCCACAGAAUUGAUUAUAACUAAGUGACUACAGCUGUUUCGGCAGAGUGCCUUUCUCAAGUGAUAUAGUUUACAAUGUGUUUGCCUUUUUAAGUCUUCAACUGAAGAGGUUGAGGAGUGGGGAGCUCUUUGUCUCGAGUUAGUCAUACAGAAUUAUAUCUGUAUUUUUCAGUUUAUUAAUUUCCAUAGAUUCUAAAAAAGAUAGCUUAAGGCCUUUAUUUUGAAUAUGCAGAAUUUCAAACCCUUCAUUGAAAGAAUGAUUAUGAUCUAGAAGGUGAAGUGCGUAUAUAGAAGUGUCUGUUUUUCUAUUGUUGAAUGCCCUUUUGUGUUCUGCUAUCCGUUUGUCAAAAGUUCUACCAGUUUGACCCAUGUACGUUUUCGGACAGUCACCACAAGUUAGUUUGUACACACCACUCUGUAGUUGCUUUCUCUUUCGGCUUUUAUUGUUUUUAAUAUGUUUGCUUAAGUUGUUGUUAGUUCUGAAAGCUGGUGUUAUUCCUUUCUUUUUUAUGUAUCUGGCUAUUUUUGUUGUUAUCUUGCCAGUAUAUGUGAGAGAGCAGAAGGUAUUGGGUUCUUUCUGUGGCGGUGGAUACACUAAUUUCAGGGCUUUCUUAUGUAGUUUUUGGUUUAAAAUUUUGUUAACUGUUUGUUCGUUAUAGCCGUUGUUUACUGCUAUUUGUUUAAUGAUGUUUAGUUCUAUCUCGAAGUUAUUUUUUGUCAUGGGAAUUUCUGUCAGUCUAUGUAUCAUGCUAUGGUAGGCUGCUAAUUUGUGUUGUGUAGGAUGGGAUGAUGAAUUGUGUAUCUUGUCCUCUUCAGUUGAAGACUUAAAAAGGCAAACACAUUGUAAACUAUAUCACUUGAGAAAGGCACUCUGCCGAAACAGCUGUAUUCACUUAGUUAUAAUAAAUUCUGUGGAAGUAUAGAAAACAAACGUUUUCAGUGUUUUAUUGUUUGAUAAAAUGAACUUCCAUCAAGUAACGGUCGAAUCGAUCAAUUAAGAACAUUUUAGACUUCUUGAUUUCGAAUCGUAGUAUACUAUAAACUAUGUGAUAACAGUAACAAUGCCUAUCUGUUUAGUUACUCUUAAGCGUUUUAGCUUUAGAUGGUAGCAAUUAAAGUCUAAAAGUAUUUCAUGGAUACUUUUAUUUUGAUUUAUGAUCAUCAUCAUCAUUAUUCAAUUUUCGCUUGUCGAUUGCUGGACAUAGAUCUUCCUCAUAAUUUCCAUCUGAUAUUGUGUCGCUUGCAUCCAAUUCCUAUGGCAACGUUUUGCUCCUCAGUCCAACGUAUUGGUGGACGACCUCUGCUUUGGUAAGCAUCAUCUCUUGGCCUCCAUUCUAGUAUCCGCUUUGUCCAUCUAUUAUGUAUUAUUCGAGCUAUGUGACCUGCGAAGUUCCUCUUCAGUGUUGCUAUUCUUUCUACAGCAUCAGCCACUCCUGAUGUUCGUCCAAGCUGGUAGUUUGGGAUCAUUUCUGGCAGUGAAACGCCCAACAUAGCAUGCUCCAUCGCCCUCUGAACCACACGGAUCGUUUACACUGCUCUCCUUGUCAUAGUAAACAUUUUCGCUUCUUAAGUCAGCACUGGUAAAACACACACUAACAACACACUGAUUAAAGGUUUUGAUCCAUUAGCACUUAAAUAUGUAUUCACAAGCUUGAAUUUGUAUAUUUUAUUGUAUUCCCAAUGUCUGGUAAAAGUCAUCAGUUGUUUUGUUGGGCCGUCAUUUUCUGCUAUCUACUAAAUUCCAUAGUUUGAGUAUGGUACGAUUUGUAUAUCAAGUGCGCAUGUAAUACAUAUACUGUAAUCUGUAAUAUACUACAUUUAUAUUCAAAAACAGGACCUCAUUAUUCUUGUAAUGCCUAUCCAUUCCAGAUGUUAGCGAUCAUCAGAGCAAUUUUGAUUUUUAUUGCAGCUACUCGAAAAAUGCCUAUUAACUAUUAUAUCGAAAUAAGUUUUUGGGUUAUGGGGCCAUGACAUACGUCAUCUUCCCGGUCCACUCUUACCAAAUGCUUUCUCCUCAAUGACCAAAUGAAGUAAAUUUAAAUAAUACAAUUAUAUAUAAUCAUCAAUGAUAUUGAAAUUGUCGUUAUUUUUUAAUGAUUUGAUCGAAGUUGUUAAGGUUGAUACCGACAUGUAUUAAGCAGUAUUUUUUACUCUAGUAACAACUAUUUCCGAUAUGUAAAAUAUUUAUUUUUUUAUAAAAAUUAAAAAUUAAAAUUAAUGAUUAUGGUGUAAGACGUCCUAUGUUACACGUCGUGGUGCAAUUCAUUCUAAUCCUGAGAGAGCGCUUAAAUAAAUACCUAUUAUGUCUAUAAUAUUUUUUCAGUCUCAAUUGAACGUCUCUUUACUUUAAGUUACCUUUUUUCCCUCUAUUGUCAUUCACCUUUACGGUGUACACUCAGCUUCAUUUUAGUACAGUCUGUCUGGAUACAUAUGUAUACUCAUCACACCAAUUAGCACAAAUUCCCACCGUAUAUAGCAAAAACUCAUCACCUCAAUAAUAUCAGGAUUUUAAAAGAGACCUGGAGAGAUUUUCAAACUGAUCACUGGAAUAUCAGCCUACCCCCAUGGCACUUAACCCAGAAAAAGACGAGCCACUCUGUGAUAUACAUACAUCUGAUACAUAUGAUAUAAAUACAUAAGAAUUUACGCCUAAUCAUCGGAAGCUACUUUGUGGCGCCACAGAGUAGCGCUGUAGAGUGGUUCGUCUGUUUCUGGGCUUAAAGACCAUAAAUAGGCCACUCACCGUGAGACACUCGAUAUAAAUAUGUCAGUUAAAUAUUAAAAGAGUCUGUUUAAAUUUUUUCUCAAUGUAAUGGAUUACCACAUAAACAAGAAGUGUAUAAUAGGUAUCAGGCAAUCUUCCACAUUACAAACCAGCACAUUGGGGCAAAAAAUGCUAGUGAUGAAUUUACCUAUCUGAGGUGAUGAGAUUAUGGGACUCCAAAGGAUGCCAGUGACAAGAUCAUAUGUCGGAGGGUCUAACAAGUUUAUGGGUGACUAUAAUGUGAUGAGUUCAUAGGCGUAACCAGGGAGGGAGGGUUUUGGGGGUUAUAACCCCCCCUCCAUUGGGAUGGACUUUGAGCUCUAUACGCUUAACACCAUACCCCUCAGAGACCUUCCAGUAGUAGUAACCCCCCUUUCCAGUAGUUGUAACCCCCCCUUAGGAUCAUCCUGGUUACGCCUAUGGAUGAGUUCGUAUACGUCCGUCUUUCUAUGGUGUAUUUACAGCAUCAUUUUAAUACAAUUUUUCCACCUUUUGGCGCUCUUUUUUUUGAAUUCACUAUAUAUUUAAUAAGUUGUUACUAGGUAAAUGUAAUUAUUGAUCUCUGGUGAUAUUUUAGAUAUUUUAUUAGAAGUAAUUUAGUUGUCUAAAUGUUUAAUGAAGAGUAAAUCAUUAAAAAAUAAAAAUAUGACACAUACAAAUAUCUUUAAAAUAUUACUUCAUAAAAUUUUGUUCAACACAAUAUACACUUAUUUUUUAAAUGUUUUUUAAAAGUUAAAUAUGUCAAAAAUUAAUUAUAACAUAAAAUAUUUAUAAACAUUUUUCCAAUGCGCCAAAAACUCAGCUCUUUCUUUUAGUAACUUAAAAGUGUAUUUUUAGGAAAAAGAUCUGUACAUUUUUCAUAAAAGAGUUCUUUAAAGUAGUGCCAUCCGCCCUUCUACAUAAAGACUUUAAUCAGUAAUUUAUUUUCAUAUCAUGGGCAUACAAUUCCAGAAAGUAUGUGAAAUUUUAGAUUUUAGUCGAAAUAUGACAGCGCUGUAUAUAGACACAUCCCCUCCCCUCAAGACAUACAAACUAACUGACACUCUAUUUUUUAAUUUAGUGAAUACGUCGUGAGAUGAUAAAGUUUGUGUGUAGGUACAAGAAUAUAAUCUUAAGAUAAAUCUUAAAAUGUGGUUGGAUUGGUUUAAUCAUAUUGACAUAUAUUUGACUGAGCAACAAACAAAAUCAACACCAUUUUGGUAGAGAUAUGUAAUGUUUUGAAAGACCAUUUCAUUUAUAAAAUACUUUAUUCUUCUUUGACGAGUUACUUCUAACUUUAUAAUGAAUUUCUUCUUCUUCUUUUUCGGCUUUUUCCCAUUGUAAGUUCGUCAUUUUCGUCCUUUACAGAAUUCUAUUCCCCCAGUCACCUUCUCUAAGGUCUCUACAUAGCACUUUCUAUGUAGGUACGUUUUCCAUUUCGUAGCAGGUCUUCCACUCAGUCUUCUUUCCCCUGGGUCCCAAUCCAAUAUUCUUUUCGACCACCUGUACUCUGGCAUUCUUUGUACAUGCUCGUACCACUACAUGGCUCUGUUUUCCAACCUUUUUGUAAUUGAGAUGUUGUCAUUGACCAUAUUUUCACUCCAUACAGGGUAAUACUAAUCAUUAUAAUCUGAGAGAUCCUUCUUUUUCCUUUGGUUAUAGUGUUCUUCGAUAUUAUUCCAUGGAGUGCUUUCGUGGCUUGUUUUCCUGGUGCUACUUUCAUUCCUAUAUCUUUCAUCCAAGUAUCAUGUCGGCUUAUCAUUGAGCCUAAAUACUUAAAAGUCUUACAACUCUUACUCUCUUCUUAUAAAUUGAGUUCAAUUCUGCAACCUCGAAUUUACUACAUAAGUAUUAUGUCUUGAUCAUAUUUAUAGUAAGUCCCUUUUGCUCAUAUUCUUCCUACAAUUUCCUUUUCAUAUAUUCCAUGUCCCUGUCUUCUUUCCACGAUGGAAAAAGUCUCCUCUAUUUUAUUGAUAAACAAAAAUGUUUAUAUUAUGUUUGGCUUGUUCUUUAAAAUUAGUAUAGGUAUAGUAAGAAAAAGACAAAUAUCUUAGAGAUUAAAUAUUAUAAAAUACACAUCAUAUAUUUUGACAAUGUUACAAGUAACCUGAUCUAAUACCUAAAAAAGCUAUUUUUGUACAACUCAAAAUAAACACAAACUUUAUUUUCUCACUGAAUUUUGUAAAUAUAAUCGUGAAAUCCCCAAAAUACAGAAGCCCCUAACAAGUUGUGGAAACUUAUCGUUAAAAACAUAUACAUAUUAACAAAUAUUUUUAAAUCCCCCUGUGAAUGUUCACAACUUAUUGUAAAUAAAUUGUAUAAAUUUAUGUGAUAUGCUUAGAUAUAAGAAUUCUUAUAUUUAUUUUUGUAGUUAUUUAAAAAAAAAUACAAAGAGACCAGUAAAAUCUUGCACAAAUUUUUAAACUUUUAAAAAUGUCCAAACGGAUUGCUUUUUGUGAUAAACUGCCUUAAAAAUAUUUUUGGAAGAUUUGUUAAAAUUCAGGAUAAUUCUUUCUAAAGGUAGUUUCUAAAUAGUUUCAAAUUGUUGUAUAUAGACUGUAAAAAUGUCUUAUAAUACGAAUAUAGAUCUCGAUAAUCGAUUAAGGAAUAGGUAUUUCCAAAUUUGUUUGUACCUUUUGCACCAAUCAUGCAAUCAAUUAUCUAAAUAUAUUAUUUAUCAAACCGUAGAAAAUUUAAAAAAAAUAAGAUUGAUCAGUUUCCUCUUACUUUACUCUUCUCUUUUAGCCUUUUUAUUCAAGUGUCAUCAUCUAUAAACGUUUGACUCUUAGGACUGAAAAUUUAAAUAAAGGCUUCUAUGAAGGUCGCAGAAAGCUAGUGAAAUAAAAAAAUUGCAAAUUAGUUUUUACUAAUUUUUUAAUCCAGGUACAUGUCACUAGAAGGGACUGCCUUUUUGUUUUUUAGAUUGUUAUCUAUCAUUAUCUGGUAAGCCUCAAUAAUCCCUGGCCAUAUUAUUAUGACCACCUAUGAAUUUUUAUAAAAAUCAACUAUUCCACUAAGUACAUUUUGUUUAAAAAUUAUUUUUAAAUUUAAUAUUGUUAUGUAAUGUUAAUGUUAUGCAUUAACUAUAAUAUAUUUAAUAAUAAACAGCAAUAAAAUAUUUGAAAAUAUUACAUAUAUUUUAUAUUAUAUAAAUUUAUAUUAUAUAUUUUUUAAUAUUUUGUUGAAUUCCUUACCUUAAUCACAUAGAAAAUAUUUUGGAGCUUUAAAACCAGAAAUUUCCAGUGAAAAGGUCACAGACAAAAUUGUUUUGAUUGAAGAACUAAUAUAUCAUUGGAACCACAAUGACAAAUUGAAGCAAAGUGAAUUUAACUCCAUUCAAAUUAUGACUAGCGGUAAUCAAAAUUAAAGGGGGCCCAACAAAAUAUUAAAAAAUAUAUAAAUAUGGCAUAUUUUCAAAUGUUUUAUUGCUAUAUAUAAUAUAUUUAAUAAUAAACAACAAUAAAACAUUUGAAAAUAUCACACAUUUAUAUUUUUUUAAUAUUUUGUUGAGCCCCCUUUAACUUUGAUUGCCGCUAGUACCCGUCUUGGCAUACUUUGAAUGCAGUUAAUUUCACUUUGCCUCAAUUUCUCAUUGUGGUUCCAAUUAUUUAUUAGUUCAUUAUAAAACAAAUUUGUUUGUGACCUUUUCACUGGAAAUUUCUCAUUUUAAAAGAUCCCAAAUAUGUUUUAUGGGAUUAAGGUCAGGAAUUCAAUAAAGUAUUAAACAAUAUAUAAAUAUCUAAUAUUUUCAAAUAUUUUAAUGCUGUUUAUUAUUAAAUAUAUUAUAGUUAAUUUAUAACAGUAACAUUACAUAACAAAAUUAAAUUUAAAAUUAAUUUUUAAACAAAAUAUACUUAGUGAAAUAGUUCAUUUCUAUAAAAAUUCAUAGGUGGUCAUAAUAAUAUGGACAGGGACUGGUCAAAACAUUUUAUAAUGAGACCACAGUAAAAACAUUGAGAAAAAAAGACAGGAACUCAUACCUUAUAAUGGUUACAAACAUAUAAAAUUUACUAUUUUAUUUGGGAAUAAGCCACAAUUUAAUUUCAAACUUAAAUUGUGGCUAAUUCCCAAAUAAAAUAGUAAAUUGGAUAAGAUGCCACAAGAAAAUAGCUUCAGAAAAACAUAUAAAGUGAUGUUCGAACGUUACAAUACAAUAACAGAAAUAAUGCUAUUAAAAAAUAAAUAAGCUCUAGAUUAUAAUAAUUAUUAUAUAUGUUUAGUGUAGUUGGUAAUCAGUUGUCUUCGGUUUUUUUAUAUUUAAAUGACGAAAUUGCAAAAACAACUGAUAUUUUAGCAUUCUCAAAGCUAAGAGUAGAUUUUUAAAAUAAAAUGUAAUAACUUAACAUUUUCACUUAAUUUCUUUUUUGUUAAUAUUUUAUCUAGGUGAUAAACGAAGAAAAUAAGAAAAAUGUUAAAGUGCGACAGGUAAACAGAAAAGAGUAAAAAGAGGAAAUUAUUCAAUCAACCUAAUGUAUUUUCCAUGCUUAAGAUGAUUGGAAAAAGGUUUGAAUCAAUUUUAAAAUUCUUAUUACUGAGUAGAUGAUGUAGUUUUAUGUUAUGGAUUUUGAAAGCUAUAUAAAUUUUAAAUCGUAUAUUGUAUCGUAUAAGUGUACUACAUAUCUAACUAAAAAAACCUUCCGAGUUUGCUGAUAUAGUUUUUGAACAGUCCAAUUUCUAGUACUAUUCAAUAUUUACCUGCAUGACUUCUUUAAGGUGCAACAUGGAAGACAAUCUGAUGGAAUUAUAACUCAAGCACUUAUUCUCCUCACUGGCAAAACCAAAAUGGAAAAGGAAAGAGUAUGUUCAAUAUUGAAUCAAGUAUUUGAGCACUCAAAAAUCAAGAAAUAAAAAAGAAUUUUAAUACAUUUAAAUAAACGAUGUACUUUAUUGCAACUAUUAUCUUCCUCUUCAUGUUCCAUCUUCCAUCGAAGGUUGGAAAUCAUCAUGACUAUCCACUACUGCAUUCACACAAUUCUGUCAAGUUCUUAAGCCAGAUUAUUCUUCAUGUUCCCACAUUUCACUUUCCUGGAAUUUUCCGUUACAUAAUAAAUUGUAAUAAUAAGUAUUUUUGUCCUCUCAUCACAUGUCCCCAAUUUUUGAUCCGUUGAUAGCUAAUAUUAUUUCCCCUUUAUUUCUCUAUUCUAAAUACUUCCACGUUUGACAUUCUUUGAAUCCAUGGUAUUCAUAGGAUUCUUCUGUAACAGCAAAAUUCAAAGCCAGUCAAACUUAUUUAGAUUGUUUAGUAUCCAUGCUUCCAAGCCAUAAAGUAGAGAAUACGUAACACCGAAGCAUCCUUAGGCGUAGUUGUUACCUUAUAUCCUUACAACAAAGAAACCUUUUAAGUUUAAUGAAUAUUUCUAUAAUACGUAUCUUAAUUUUGUAAUCUUAGGAAUAUGGCUAUCCAUAUUCCUAAAUAUCUGUGGGUAUCCAUACUUUCAAUAAUUACUGUAAUUAUUACAGUAUCGUCAAUAUUCAAUUGGAUGUUUGCAUCUGCUGAUUUAGUCAUGAUCAUGCACUUUAAAUUGUUCAAUCAUUCUAAUUGAACGAGAAAUUCAAAAAUGAUUUUUAAUUUGAAAUAUCUCAGUGGCCUACUAUUUUUAUCUGGUACUAGUACACUUUAGAAUAACAACAAUAAUCAUUUUUUUCAAAAAAAUUUUUCUCAGAACCUUUAUUAAAAAUGAACAUACAACUUCUUACAUAUUAAUAUCUAACUCUUAGAGAGUACAAAAAAUAUAUCUUUUUCAUUUAUGCACGUACACUAAUAUUGUAGAGAGCGCAAAAGUCGAGGCCUCCAAAAAUGAUGGCGGACAGUUAAUCUCAGGAAUGGGAUAUCUGAAACAAAAAAAUCGUACUGCAUUUGAAAGAGGAAGGUAUCUUACGCGACAAUUUACCACAAUUUGACCAAAAAAUAAAAAAAAUUUAACCAUGAAAAACUGAAGGAAAACGGGCGAUUUUUUCACAAAAUUUUUUCAAUUUUAACUAUUAUAAUGGGAAAUAAGCCACAAUAUUACUAAAAAAUGAUUUUUAUUAACGUUUCGACGCCCAAAUCUGGUGCCGUUGUCAAAAUACAAAAUACUACUAACAUAAACAAAAAUGUUGUUGCUUAGUAAAAAAAUUCUUCUAAUAAUUUAUUUAAUUUGACUCAUUUAUAUCGGCAAUUCAGAUACAUAUGAUACAUUUUAAAGUAGAAGACUUUAAAAUGAUAUUACCAAUAUUUAUGAGUUGCGUUCCUGGGACGACUUUACUGAAAGAUAGUUCAUUCGAUUACAUGAAAUCAACCCCAACUCAAGAAUAUCCGUCACAAAAAAAUCAUAGCAUGUGAUCUGUCUUUAAAAAGACAACCACAUGCAACGGUGACAUUAAAAUUCUCGCGUUAGAGAUCUCAUAGUAAAUCACGAGGGAAACCAGGAAAAACCUCGUGAUACUAUCCCGACAUCGUAAGUAUUUGUUCUUACAUUUAAUUUACUCUCAAAAUUAAUACCAAAUUCUGACUUUACUAUAAUUUUGUUUAAAUUAUAAAUAAUAUCAAUAAUACAUGGAUAUAUAAGUAAUACUAAAAUAUAAAAUAUGUACUAAUUCGACUAUUGACUUACUAAUUGUGGUAUUUUCUUUCUAUUGACUUCCUCUUUUUAAAGACAGAUCACAUGCUAUGAUUUUUUUGUGACGGAUAUUCUUGAGUUGGGGUUGAUUUCAUGUAAUCGAAUGAACUAUCUUUCAGUAAAGUCGUCCCAGGAACGCAACUCAUAAAUAUUGGCAAUAUCAUUUUAAAGUCUUCUACUUUAAAAUGUAUCAUAAUAUGUAUCUGAAUUGCCGAUAUAAAUGAGUCAAAUUAAAUAAAUUAUUAGAAGAAUUUUUUUACUAAGCAACAACAUUUUUGUUAAUGUUAGUAGUAUUUUGUAUUUUGACAACGGCACCCGAUUUGGGCGUCGAAACGUUAAUAAAAAUCAUUUUUAUUAAUAUUGUGGCUUAGUUCCCAUUAUAAAUAGUUAAAAUUGUAAAAAUGCCACAAGAAAAUAGCUUCAGAACAACAUUAAAUUUUUUCAAAUUUCUGUAAAAUCUUUGUUUUGCGGAAUUUUUCACUAAUGGUGAUAAAUUUUCACGUAAGAAACCUUCCUUUUUCAAAUGCCAUACAAUUUUUUUGUUUCAGAGAUCCCAAUCCUGAGAUUAACUGUCCGCCAUCGGAACUACUUUUUUUUCGAGGCCUCAAAUUUGGCGCCCUCUACAAGAUUAGUGUAUGUGCAUAAAUGAAAAAAGAUAUAUUUUUUGUAUUUUCUAAGAGUUAGAUAUUAAUAUGUAAAAAGUUGUAUGUUCAUUUUUAAUAAAGUUUCUGAGAAAAAAAUCUUGAAAAAAUGCUUAUUUUUGGUCUUCUAAAGUGUACUAGUACCUUAAAUAAAUGUGACCAUUACCCAUAUGCGCGCCAAUGAUGAAUAUACAAUCUUAAUUGUAGGUAUGUCAUAAAUGCACAGUUUCGGCAAAAUCGUAAAAAUGUGUAAAAUUUUUUGUUCUUCAACGCCCUGUAUCUUGAAAACGGAUGGCGUUACAAAAUUUUUUUAUUGAACAAACCCCAAUAAUUUUUUAGUUUUUUACCUAUCCUAGAGACGGUGUUACCUUUUUCUGAAACACCCUGUAUAAUAGCUCUAAGAGUAUUGGCAUAUGGAGCAGGAGGUUCCAAAAACUUCUUUGCUUGUAUUGAAAUUUGACAUAAAGUAUGCUGCAUUUCCAUUUUCUCUUUUCGGACAUCUUCCAAGUUGCCUUUUUAAUAUGCUACAGGAUAGCCACCUUCUUUGGCAACACAUCAGAAAUCUCCUUACCAGCAACUAUUUUUAGCACUCAUAGCAAACUUACUUUGUUGUAUAGUACCUUUCAAGGUAUUUUAGAAAACGGUAUCUGAAUCCCAUUACCAAGUAAUUUGUAAGUAUUUGAGUAGUAUUGCUAAAUUUCGACUAGUGAACAUACUGAAUACCAGGUAUAAUGAUUAAAAGAACAAUAGAUUAAAAUUUAUUAAUUUCAUUCUGGACCAAAAAUUUAACCACACCAUUCAAAUACAAAUGACUUUGUAAUAAGCUUAAGACUAAGGUUUUCUAAAAUAUUUUGAAAGGCACUAUACUUUGUUACUUUUAGAAUGAAUAUAAUAUGUCGAGAUGAAGAUGAUUAAAUUGUUUAGGAGUCAAAAUCCGUAACAUAAAAUCGACGUAAGUUUUGUGAAGUAUCAAAUAUCUUGUAUAGUUAGUUGUUGUAAAUAAAGGCAAUGUUCAGAAAAUUAAUUUAACUAAUAUUUAGUUCGAUUUAUGAUUAUUUUCUUUUGAGAAUAUUGUCAAUUUUUCUAUGUGUUUUUGCUUUUUGUAUGUGAACUAGUUUUUGCUAAAUAAAACUCCGAGAUAAUGAA